Impatiens glandulifera is the source of this 1062-nucleotide messenger RNA. RefSeq names its product O-glucosyltransferase rumi homolog. Bases 1 to 1062 code for a protein of 353 amino acids. NCBI's taxonomy places the organism in Eukaryota, Viridiplantae, Streptophyta, Magnoliopsida, Ericales, Balsaminaceae. The transcript is spliced from 5 exons. The record is from RefSeq and is a predicted model, not a curated record.
AUGGUGGAGAAAGGCAAAGAGAUAGCUCACAUGAGGAUAAUUCUGUUGAAUGGAAAACUAUAUGUGCAUAAAUACAAACAAGCUUUUCAAACCAGAGAUGUUUUCUCUUUAUGGGGAAUACUACAACUUCUAAGACUAUAUCCAGGAAAACUGUCGGAUUUAGACAUCAUGUUUCAGUUCGGCGAUAGAACAACCGUUUUGAAGAGCGAUUAUACCGGAGGGGCGACGCCGCCUCCGGUAUUUCAUUAUUGUGGAGAUGACUCCACUUAUGACAUCGUUUUUCCAGAUUGGUCCUUUUGGGGUUGGUCCGAGAUCAACAUAGAGCCAUGGGUCGCGUUGAGUAAGGAGCUAGAAGAAGGAAGUUCUAGGUUGAAAUGGAUUGAAAGAGAACCUUAUGCAUAUUGGAAAGGAAAUGCACAAGUAAAUCAACUCAGACAGGAUCUAACCGAUUGUGAUGUUACUAAAGGAAAAGAAUGGAAUGCUAGAAUACAUAAUCUGGAUUGGGAUGAAGCAAACAAGCAUGGAUUUUCCGAUACAAAGCUAGCAGACCAAUGUAACUAUAGGUACAAGGUUUACGCGGAAGGAGCGGCAUGGCCUCGAUACUAUGAUUUCUUCUCAAGAGAUUUACUACCAAUGGUUCAUUAUUGGCCUAUAAAUCAAACUAACAUGUGUAGAUCAAUCAAAUAUGCAGUUGAUUGGGGUAACAACCAUACAAAAGAGGCACAAGCUAUAGGGAAAGCGGCGAGCGAGUACAUUCAAGAGCAAGUAAAGAUGACGAAUGUGUACGAUUACAUGUUUCAUCUUUUGAGUGAAUACGGGAAGUUGUUGAAAUACAAGCCUACGGUUCCAGAAGGAGCGGUUGAGAUGUGUUUAGAAAAGAUUGUUUGCGAUGAAACGGGUUUGGACAAAAAGUUUAAAAUAGAGUCGAUGGUCAAUAGACCGAUGAACCGCAACCCAUGUGAUAUGCCGAUGAACCUUAGCCCGGAUUUGGAGGGUCAUGUAAAGAAAAAACAAAAGUUGAUAAAACAAGUGGAGAUUUGGGAGGAAAGUGGGAAAAUAUGA